Messenger RNA from Chara braunii, 2460 nucleotides. NCBI's taxonomy places the organism in Eukaryota, Viridiplantae, Streptophyta, Charophyceae, Charales, Characeae. The record is from the annotation of a GenBank genome assembly.
CGGUACCGAACCAACAGGGACAGCAGUCAGGCGCUGGCGAUGAGGAACUUAGCGAGAUGAAGAUGUACUUUCGUAAGAAGAUGCAAAGACAGAAGAUGGAGGACGAGAGAGUCGAAAAGGAAAGGGAAGAACAGAAGAGGAAGAUAGCAGAUGAGAAGAAGGAAGCAGAUAGAUUAAGAGAAGCGGAAGCACGAGAAGCACGGCUGGAAGCAAGACUAGUGAGACUGGUUAGCCAACACUCGAAAACUGUGCACAGCACGACCACGCCGGUGAUAAAGAAGAAAUCACCUAGGACGAAGGCCCGGAUGCUGAGGGAAAUAUGUAGUUAUAUUGAUGAGUCUGAAGAUGAGAGCGAAGAAGUGAGACACGAAGCAGGAAGGCUUGUUGAUGCAAUAGAAAGGAGGAAGGGUAAGCGGAGAGAAGGGGAAGAGAAGGCCAUGUCGACAACUCGGGUGGGAGCGACGAAAGCCACGCCGGUCAUUGAAGAGAUUCAGGAAGAGAUGCACACACCGCAUAAAGAGACCCAUGCUGGGGAUGGAGUGAAUGGAGGGAUGCUGGAAUUCGUCUUAGAGAUGCACAAGAAGCUUUCAGCAAAGAAAGCUCCUGAACUACGCAAAAUAUGCAAUGAGGAAGGAAUUGAAUGGACCAGGAAGGAUGCUGCGGUGAGUGAAAUCGUACGGUGCAGGGCGAAAUUGAUUUUUGGAGAAGGGAGCGUCUCGGAUCACGUCUCACCGCUAUCUCGGAGGAUUAGACAACUGUAUCGAAAGAGGCCAACGGAGCUCAUAGCUCUGUUCAAAACGGCCAACACAUUUGAAAGGAAGAGUACGCGGAACUUACUGAAAAUCAGGAUCACACGGGUCGUUAAGGCGGUGUUUGGCACGAAAAUCAGAAGCAAGCCGAUUAUCAAACUGCCAUUUUCCACGGGGAUUAACCCCCGAGGAGUGAGAGAUGUGGUUACGAAGAUUCUGGAGCAGAGGAUAAGGGAACCAAGUCUGGCAAAAUAUGUGUCAGCAAGGAUCCGAGUCGUGUUCAGGAAAAGGUUCACAGUGGGGCAGGUGAUCCAUAACCAGCGCGUAUGCGCCGGCGCAUCUGCAGUCACCUGUACAUGUAAAGGAAUAGAUCUUCCCCGAUAUCAAGGACACGUAAAAGUGAGGUUGGACGACAUACCCAGAACUCCUAACUUCGUGAUGAACUCGAGGAAUGUGACCUGCGGGGAAGAUGCUACCCGGGAUGAAGUGCGAGUAUGUGUGAAGGAAGGAGUAAGAAAAUGGGUCAGGAGUAGGGAUCUCGAAGUUAACGGGAUGGAUGUGGCAGCAUGUUUUAGAGAAAACAAAGCACGUGUGAAUCAGGCGAUGACGGUUCAGGAAGUAAGGCGAUGGUUUCGAAGUUUGGAACACCUUAUUGUUGUGUCGUUAGAUCGCAAUCCCGGGGCGACGCUGAUCGUAUGUCCGGUUCUCUAUCUGGAAGCGUGUGAAGCCACGUUCAAUCACAGCCCCAGCUUCUACGUUAUUCGAGAGUCCGAGGAAGGAAUCUUGAAGACGAUGAAGGAAGAAUAUGAAGAGAGAGGACUGACGAAGAUAGGAGGCUGGGGGAAGGGAGGGAAGGUAGGACAGGCAUAUGUAAUCCCGAAGGAUAAAGAUACGGAAAGAUGGAGACCGAUAUCUCCUGCAAACAAAGAUCCGGCAAGACUAGGGGGGUCGAGGGUGGGGAGAGCUGUAAGGUACAUGCUCUUAGGAAUUGGAGAGAGCAAGCACUUUGAUCUGCGAUGUACCGAUGAGUUGUGUAUGAAGGCGGCACUGAUACAAAGAGAGUUGAGGAGAAUGGGGGAUUUUGCGAUAGCUAGGAGUUAUGACAUUAAAGAUAUUUUUGCUAGACUAUCGCGUAGCAGUAUAAUCGAGGCUGUUAGAUGGGUGAUAGAUUUUCACAAAGAAAGGGGAAUGAUAGGGGUAAGAGUGAGCAUAAGACGGAGGCUGUGUAUGAUGGCCCGAAACCGAAAGAGGACCGAGGGAUUCAUCCUGAUAGACUUUGAUCUGUUGAUAAGCGCCAUACAAUUUGAAUUGGACAAUACAUUCAUAAGAUGCGCCGGGGAAUUCCUGAGGCAGAUAUUUGGUAUUCCGAUGGGGAGGAAUUCCAGUCCGGCAUUGGCGUGCCUUGUGUGUGCACGGUCCGAAGCUGUGUUUCUUGAAACGCUGGGAUCCGAUCGAAGACUGGUCCAGGGAAUAAGGAUGGUCGAUGAUGUGACCGUGAUAGUGGCAUGUAGAGAAGAGAGGGAAAGAUCGGUAUUAGUGCGGAAUGUAUCCUCGAUCUAUUUGAGAACUGUUACGAUGGAAAUCUGUGUCUGGUACGUAAGGACAGGGGCAGUAAUGUGUUCGAAUUUCUUGGAACGAAGAUGAUGGUUGAACCAUCACCCAUUACGAUACACAUCUUCUCGCGAACCAGAAAUCAAGAGCAAUUGACUAA